Messenger RNA from Lottia gigantea (owl limpet), 1467 nucleotides. RefSeq lists its product as hypothetical. Lineage: Eukaryota; Metazoa; Mollusca; Gastropoda; Lottiidae. The transcript has 3 exons. The record is from RefSeq and is a predicted model, not a curated record. The coding region runs from base 1 to 1467 and encodes 488 amino acids.
AUGUCUUUGACAAUCAGGAUAACUUUGUUGGUGAUGAUUCUGUUUGUCUACCAAGGUUUUAUAGGAUCGGAAAUAACUACAGUGGAGAAUUCCACCAAUUUACUAGAAGAAGGGUUCCAUCAAAUUUCGACUGCAAUACCAGAUGGAGAAUUCUUAGAGAAAUCCAACAGAGCUCAAAUUGUUUAUAAUGACUUAACGUAUUCUUCAAUGAAGAAUCCAUUAGAUGGACUCCUAAGCACGACUGUAGUCCCGAAUGAAGAACAUUCAGUGACCAAUGUUGGAACUGAGGUUACAGUCAAAAGCCCAUCAUCUACAAAACUUCAACCAAAUGACAACACCACUGAAGAAAACUCUGAACCAGUGGUACCGACAAUCUCGACAUCUGUGUUUCUUGAUGCGAAGGAUUUGAAGAUACUUGAAAAUACUUCGAUCAGAUAUGAACCUACAACAGAGGAACCAAAGGCUUUUGCAAAUGGAACUGCGUCUGGGGUCUCUUCAAAUACCAUGGAGUUGAAUAAUGACGGAUUAGUUUCAGCAACAGGGGACACAUCUGCAAAUGGAAGUGUUACAUCUGAGGUCUCUACGGAUGCCGUGGAGUUGAACUCAAGGAGUGGCGGAUUGGUUUCAACAACAGAGGACCCAAAAGUUUUUGCAAAUGGAACUUUUACAUCUGAGGUCUCUACAGAUGCCAUGGAGUUGAACUCAAAAAGUGACGAAUUAGUUUCAGCAACAGAUAACCCAAAAGCUUUUGCGAAUGGAAGUGGUUCAUCUGAGGCCUCUUCAGAAGACAAAGAUAUAUAUGGCAGUUUGGUAUCAGAAACAACGGAACGCAAGGCUGCUGUGAAUGAAAGUGUUACAACUAAAGCUUCUACAGAUGUCGUGGAUUCGGACGCUAAAUAUGACGGACUGAUUUCAGAGGAAGUAUGGAACCCUUUCAAUGACAUCGUUGGAGACAUGUGGCUUCCUAUCUGUGCUGUAGGCAUAGUUGCUAAUAUAUUUAAUAUAAUCGUGUUCAUGGAUCAGCGAAUGCGAAACGCAACAAGUUACUAUUUGACAGCAAUAAGCGUUUUUCAGAUUUCUUAUAUUAUAUCAAGCACAGUUACAAAAACUCAUCAACUUAUUUAUGGUGAUCUUGGACAAAGAUCCACGAAGUUUUUCUACGAGGGAGCAAUUUAUGUAAAUAAUUAUAUCGGGGUUGUUUUUUCUCGAGCAGGUUUUUGCAUGGUAAUGGUGGUUUCUCUUGAACGGAUGAUGGCGAUCGUGUUCCCAUUACGACGAGCUCGCUCCAGUUGUACACAAUGUUUUCUUUUGUUUUGGGGGAAGGCUGUUGAAGGCUGGAGACUCAAAGCAAGUGUUUGGAAAAGGUGGAAAGCCAAUUAUGAUCCCAAAAGACCAGAAGGGCGAAAUUUUUCGAUGGGGAAACCCCCUGUAGCUACAGAACUGGAAGGUGUAGAUAUAUAUUCAUAG